UCCUCCUCCUCCUCCAUCCCUCCCUUCGCGGCUGAGGAGGCGCCUGAGCGCGGCGGCAUCUUCCCUUGUCUCGUUGGCGGGAGGAGGAGGAGCCGCCGCCGCCGCUUGGGAGGAAGGGGGACACAAGCACAAAUCCAUAUGGAGGAUGAACCUCCUCCUUCUCGAGAAGUCAGUGUCAAGGUCUUGGAGGCAACAUUACUGUCAGCUCUGAAGAUGCUGGAUGUUGGGAAAUGGCCAAUUUUUUCUCUCUGUUCCCAAGAAGAGCUCAGGUUAAUUCGUCAAGCCUGUGUGUUUGGCAGUGCUGGUAAUGAAGUGUUGUAUGCAACUGAAAAUGAUGAGGUUUUUGUGCUUGGCAUGAACUGCAGUGGGUGUUUGGGAACAGGUGACAUGCAGAGCACUAUUGAACCAAGGAGGUUAGAUUCUCUGUGUGGCAAAAAGAUAGCCUGUCUGAGUUAUGGAAGUGGCCCUCAUGUUGUUCUUGCUACAGAAGAAGGAGAAGUGUAUACAUGGGGUCAUAAUGCCUAUAGUCAGUUGGGCAAUGGUACAACAAAUCAUGGUUUCAUUCCCUGUCAAGUCUCUACUAACUUGGUGAACAAGAAAGUCAUUGAAGUUGCCUGUGGCUCUCAUCAUUCUAUGGUGUUAACAUCUGAUGGAGAGGUGUACACGUGGGGCUAUAAUAACUCAGGCCAAGUUGGAUCUGGUUCAACAGCUAACCAACCAAUUCCUCGAAGAGUUACCAGCUGCCUACAGAAUAAAAUAGUAGUUAAUAUAGCUUGUGGACAAAUGUGUUCUAUGGCUGUGGUGGAAAAUGGAGAGGUCUAUGUCUGGGGUUACAACGGGAACGGGCAGCUUGGGCUGGGCAGCAGCGGCAAUCAGCCAACGCCGUGCCGAAUAGCAGCCUUGCAAGGCAUUCGUGUGCAGCGGGUUGCCUGUGGCUAUGCACAUACAUUAGUGCUAACAGAUGAAGGUCAGAUUUAUGCCUGGGGAGCCAAUUCAUAUGGCCAGUUAGGUACUGGGAAUAAAAGUAACCAGUCUUACCCUACAACAGUUGUUGUGGAUAAGGACAGAGUUAUAGAGAUUGCAGCCUGCCACUCUGCUCACACGUCGGCUGCCAAGACGCAGAGCGGCCAGGUGUACAUGUGGGGCCAGUGCCGCGGGCAGUCGGUGAUCCUGCCCCACCUCACUCACUUUGCCUGCACUGACGAUGUGUUUGCUUGCUUUGCUACCCCUGCCGUUAUGUGGAGGCUUCUAUCCGUAGAACCUGAUGACCAUCUAACAGUAGCCCAGUCACUAAAGAAGGAGUUUGACAACCCUGAAACUGCAGACCUGAAGUUUCUAGUGGACGGAAAAUACAUUCAUGUUCAUAAAGUUCUUCUCAAAAUUAGGUGUGAACAUUUUCGUUCCAUACUGAAUAAUGAUGACGAAAUUAUAGAAAUGAGUGAAUUUUCUUACCCUGUUUACCGAGCCUUCCUGGAAUACCUGUAUACAGACAACAUUAGGCUCCCUCCUGAAGAUGCAAUAGGACUACUAGAUUUGGCAACACUGUAUGGAGAAAACAGAUUGAAAAAGCUUUGCCAGCAAACCAUCAAACAAGGCAUUUGUGAAGAGAAUGCCAUUGCUCUUCUUUCUGCAGCUGUCAAAUAUGAAGCUCAGGACUUGGAAGAAUUUUGCUUCAGAUUUUGCAUAAACCAUUUAACUGUUGUUACACAAACUCAAGGCUUUGCAGAAAUGGACCACGACCUCCUGAAAAACUUCAUUAGCAAAGCAAGCAGAGUGGGAGCGUUCCGAAACUGAGGUCUGACUACUGCCAAGCUGAAGAGCACAUCCUUGCCCCUCCUGGAAAUACCUCUCCUUUGGAGAACUUACCCCUGGUCAGAAUGUGCAAAGGUUUGGAAAGAAAGACUGGGUGUCCAUCAGUUUAGGAAAUGUGUAAAAGUCUGCUAACGUACAGGUUUUUAUAAAGAUGGCUACAGUGUAGAUGUACGGUGAGAGUUCACUGCCAACAGUCAGAAUUUUAACAGCAAAAGUCAAAUGCAGAGAACUACAUUUUCCCACUUAAAAGUCAAGCAAACAUCAUUAUCUUGCCUGUCUGGUUUGAGGUUUUUUUUUUGGUUUGGUUUGGUUUUUUUAUUAGACAACCUGCAUUUGGAUUUUAUGGGACAGUGAGCUGUUUGCUGCUAAAACUUUUGUCACCCAACUAAGUUAACAUGCCGUAGUGGGCUGCUUUGUGCCUGGUUUAUCAUCUGGUGAAGAUACAAACUUGGUUUUCUGAACAUAUGAUAAGGUAGUAAAUUCUUUAGGAUGAGAGGCUUUCUGAUUGGUAGGAGGAUACGUCUCACUUGGUCAUUAUUUGGAGUGUAAAUAUGUAAACCCUGGAUAUUACAGUUUUGAGUUCCUGGCACUUACAUCCAUUGUUCUAGACAGAAUGAAAAAAAUCUUCCUUUCCAUUACGCCAAGCACGUUCUCUGGCACCCCAGCGGGCCAGGAAGCAUUCACAGUAGUUGUCUGGAUGUGAAUUACUGCGCUGUGUGCUCUGGUACUCAGAAAACCAUCUGGUUGCUUGUUACCAAACCCAAACAAAAUCUCAAGGAAAGGGAAAUUCCAGUUGAGGUUUGUUUAUUCAUGUUUUGCUGUCUAUCUCCAGAUAGAUUCUCUUAAGAAAAAUGGAGGGAAAAAUACAGUUUUGAAGCGAUAAAAAUGGGUCUUACAAUUAAAUCUGAAUUUUCCACAUUAUUUUCCACGUAGCAAUAAGGACACCUUGUCCAAAUGCGUUGUUGCAGGUUCUCCUUUGGUCAGUGCUAUGAGGUGACCAUACCACUUACCUUACAUGCCUGGUUUAGGUGAGAGGAGUUUGCCCUCAUCAUGGACCAUGGAGGGGACCGGCUGGCUAAGGUGGAGUAGAUGCUUAAUUUCUGACUGACUGAGGUGAGUUAAGAUGAAACCCCACCCCGUGUUGCACAGAGGGAGGUUUGCCCCGUUACAGAGGAUGCUGAGCUCAUGAAGCAUUUACUUGAAUUUUCUAAUCGGCAGCUGUGAAUUAACCCUGAGAAAUUCUUUCUCUUAAAAUUUUGGCUGGGUGAAGUGGCUUUAAGUGCCUUUCGUAGCAUUUUUAUAACUGGAGAAGGCAAGGGGCUGGAUGACCAGGCUCAGUCCACUAAUAGUCACGCAGCCUUCCUUCAGAUCCUCGCUGCGCUACAGAAUCCUUCGAUGACUUUUUCUAAAUCCUCAAAUGCGGUUUCUAAAAGAACCUAAUCCCCUUAAACCAUCACAGCCUCAUUUCCACAUUUCUAAAGUAGAAAUAACUGUUCUUUGUUACAUUGGGGGAUCACUCCUCAAACAGUUCUGUUCCUCGGGGAGGAAAGGGAGCAGCACUUCCUCAGAGAAGCAGUGAGUGGUGCCUCUCUUCACAUCGGCCCCUGGGAGUGCGCGUGGAAGGGCGAGGCACGCAGAGUUUACUUAGGAAGAGGGCCGUAAGCAAAUUAGUUUGGAAAAUGCUGUGGUUAAAAAAAAAAGGUCUUGUGCUUGAGGCACCUGCCUCAGGCGCUCACUAGAAAUACAUUGGAUCACCUGCUGCUGCCAAGCGUGCUCUGCCACCCCCCGGGUGAUUGGUACACCUUCCCCCAGCAGCUGAGUCUUGGGGUCGCGCCGGCCUUCCCGAGGAACGUACGGUAACGGGCCUCUCCAAACGUUUCUGUCGUUUUACUUAAAAGAACCAAACGGAAACCGGAAAUGAGAAAUGCCUGCUUUUAACUGAAGGUCUGGUCGCAGAGGUUCUCUGCUCGGUGGCAAGCCCGGCUCCCUGGAGACACCCCUCCACGGAGCGGCAGCGCCGGCGUGCGACACCGCUCUCCUGAGCUGGCUCGGGGUGGGAACACAGUUCCCCAGCUGCUGCUGGCACAAGGGCAUGCUCUCUCUCCUAGCACCGCUUUUUUUGCCUCGAUAUAACCAGCGGAGCCCUUUUUUCCCCAAUCUAUUUCCUUCCUGCUCAUAAUUUCCAACCUACCGCGCGCAUUAAAACCUAGCUGCAAUUUCAGAGUAAUUGACACAGCCUGUAAUUCUGAGGAGAAAGCAGCUCUGGCUCGAAUGAGGGCGAUUCUGAAGAUCCAGUGCUGGCUUUGAUUUCCUGCAGUAUGUAUCACCAGACCUGGAUGUGAUAGUAUUACGUUCAUAGAGACACUUAUUUAAUUUUUUAAACUUUCCUUGCAUGCACUUUCCUUGGCACUUGAAGGUCAGUGUUUAAAAAAACAUACUGGCUUAGGUGGUUAAAUGUGAGUGGAGGUAUGUGCUUGAAACCCAGUCGUGGGACACUUAAGCAGAAAUUAGGGAUGCAUUUUACCAUCGUGAGAUGGUCUGCCACAAACUUACAUUUAUGGAUCUUGCAGGUUAAAUACUUAAUACAGUAUUUAAGGAUGUAAGUAUUGUUCUGGUUUAGGACACCCGAGGGGAAAAGGUAUUUGUUAAAAAGUGAAAAUAAGGUCAGGCAUAAAUUGUGUCUGGGGUUUAAGUACAGAGGAACGUUCCAUUUUGCAGAAAGGGAAGCAGGUAGAUAACUUCCUGAAUCAAAUGGAAGUUGAAAGAAAAAGAAAUUAGAGGGAUGGGGUCAUUUAAGGGUUCUCUUCUGAUAGGGAAGCUGAGAGCCAGCAUUGCACUGUCACCUAGCACCCGCUGCUAGAGUUUCAUUACAAUGCCUGGUAACUGUGUAAACUGCUGGGUUUGCACAAUCGGAACAAUUUCCACGAGCUCUCCUUGUAAAACAAAGCGUUUACGUACCCCACAGAGACAGGACUCAUUGGCUACCACCUAAUGAUGUAGAAGGUUUACAGCCCGAAUAUAAAAUCAUGUUUUCAUUUCUUGUUUCUUUAUAAACUUGCCUGGUUUCAGUAAUAAAGACGCCGUAAUAUUUAAA
Tyto alba (common barn owl) is the source of this 4906-nucleotide messenger RNA. RefSeq names its product RCC1 and BTB domain containing protein 2 (gene RCBTB2). Gene Ontology annotation, molecular function: protein binding. The coding region runs from base 139 to 1794 and encodes 551 amino acids. NCBI's taxonomy places the organism in Eukaryota, Metazoa, Chordata, Aves, Strigiformes, Tytonidae. The record is from RefSeq and is a predicted model, not a curated record. The transcript has 13 exons.